Molecule: messenger RNA, 4248 nt
Organism: Osmia bicornis bicornis
Lineage: Eukaryota; Metazoa; Arthropoda; Insecta; Hymenoptera; Megachilidae
Product: zinc finger protein ztf-16
Exons: 7
Coding region: 655-2133 (492 amino acids)
Biological process (GO): regulation of transcription by RNA polymerase II
Molecular function (GO): RNA polymerase II cis-regulatory region sequence-specific DNA binding; DNA-binding transcription factor activity
Source: RefSeq, a predicted model, not a curated record
UUUUACAAACAUUCCAUGAAAUAAUAUUCAUUUUAUGAUUCGUGAAGAAAUCGAGGCGCAAUACCGAUUUGAUAAAUCGAAAAAUGCUGAAAUCGAAUAUCAUUAAGAUCGAUAAUUUCGAUUAAUCGAUUGUUCUGAAAAAGGUAGUGGAAUAGUAGUGUGCAGUGGUUCACAAGGGUAUUGUGAAUUUGAAGUAACAGAUCAAAUAAAUCGAAGUAAAAUUGAAGAUGAUUGAUUACAUGUAAUUUGAUCAGAAAACAUAAGUAGGAACCUAUUUUUCAUAAAGUGAUGCCAAGUAUAUAGUAACGAAUUCAGCCAAAUGGGUGAAAAACUGCGUCAUCACUGACGGAUUCUCCCGAAACUGGGACAAAGUGCAGUGUACUCUGGCAUUGCGCUUUACCGGAAUCUCACUCCAUGUCCUAGUACCCUCCCUCCUCUUUCUUCACCCUCUCACUCUCUCUCUUUCUCUCUUCUUCAUUUUCUAUCUCGCCCUCUCAUUUUCUCUCUUCCUCUUUCUCUUCCCUCCUUCUUCUCUUUCUUACUCUCAGGCUUGACCAAUCGUCUCGUCAUCCCCGAACCCUGGAUCGAAAUUGACAGGUAAUCAAUAACGAAUGGUGCAGGUUGAACAACGUAGUGUUUGGAGGGUUCGAUACCAUGUCAGAUGGGGUUGAUGCUGGCGGUGGGGAAAACGAGGUAGAUUCCCAUUCCUGUUCUCAAACCGAUGUUGGAGAGUCAUCGAAUCAAAGAGAAGAGGAAAAUUUAGACCCAGAUAAUGAAGCAGCCCUAAACACCAAUUACGAUAGCAGUGAUGGUGCUGUGCCUGCUUUUAGGUGUGAAAGGUGUGAAAACUAUGAGACUAUAAAUAAAACGGCAUUUUGUGCUCAUCAAGAUCAAUGUUUGGCUAGUGCCGAGCCAGGGGAAAGUGCGGAAAAUAUUGAGGCUGCUGAAAAUGAUGGAGAUGGAGAAGAAAGUCAUCCUGGUAUUCGUUCUCAUAGAAAAAUGUUUGAAUGUGAUGUUUGCAAUAUGCAAUUUUCAAAUGGAGCUAACAUGAGGCGGCACAAAAUGAGACAUACUGGUGUAAAGCCAUAUGAAUGUCGUGUGUGCCAAAAAAGAUUUUUUCGAAAGGAUCACCUGGCAGAACAUUUUACAACUCACUCUAAAACUCUGCCAUAUCAUUGUCCAAUUUGUAACCGAGGUUUCCAAAGACAAAUUGCAAUGAGAGCCCAUUUUCAGAAUGAACAUGUUGGCCAACAUGACAUGGUUAAAUCUUGCCCUUUGUGCAAUUAUCGUGCAGCAACUAUGAAGUGCCUCAGGUUACACUUUUUUAAUAGACAUGGAAUAGAUUUAGAUAAUCCAGGACCAAACAGUUCAAGUUCAUUAAUGAACAGUUGUACUCCAGGAGAAGCUAUGCCUUCUGCUCCUCUUUCAGAUAGUGGAGAUAGUACUGGAAAUCGUUCGGCAGAUAAUGCAACUCCGCCAAUGCAUUUCCUGACACCUCACAUAGAGAUAUCAAUUCCUUAUCCAGAACAAACUCCGAACCAACGAAAUCCAAGUCCUGCUCCCCUGAACGGAGAUAGCCCAAAUAGCCCUCAAAGUGCAGAUAGUAACAGUAAUGCACCAAGCAGUAGUCAUCAUCAGUUACCUAUUAACAGUAGUGGCAUCCACAGGAGUCUUGGUGGAAAUGAAGACACAAUUACACCUUCUAUCUCACUAAUUCCUAUUAAGCAAGAACCAAACAGCAAUGGAACUGAAGAAAAUGGAGCAACAUCUAGUAACCUUCCACUACCGUCUUUGAUCAAAGUUUCUCCAUUAAAGUCCCUUCUCAGAGAUGAUUUACGACGCAAACUUUCAUCUGGUUCUGGAAAUAAUAACAACAACAAUAAUAAUGGUAAUAACACUUCAAAUUCAAAUUCCCAUUCAAGAGGAGAACCUCCUAGUUCAACAAGGCCCGAUCAACGAAGCAAUGGGCUUCAGUGUGCUCAUUGUAAAAUCACUUUCCCCGAUCAAACACUGUAUUUUCUGCAUAAAGGGUGUCAUAGUGAGAGUAAUCCUUGGAAAUGCAACAUUUGUGGCGAACAAUGUUGCAAUUUGUACCAAUUCAAUUCACACCUAUUAAGCAAAAGUCAUCAGUAGUAAAAAAAAAAGCAAAACGAAAAAAUAACGUUGUUUGUAGAGUCAUAGAAUCUCGAUUAUUUAAAUAUUUAUUAAAUAAUAUAAUCAAUUUUAAUAUGAUUUAUACAAAGAAUACUAAAAGCUUGAACCAAAAAGAAACACAUUUUACAGAAAAAUAUUUUUACUUGUUUUAACAUUUACAUCUCGAUUUACAUAAAAAGAAAAAAAAAUCAAAUAAUCGAGAUUCGAGGACUGAUUUUGAGAUCUGGAAGAAGUUGUGCCUUCACCAAAAUACCUUUGCCAACAUUCACAUUCGUCCAAAUCGUGCUAAUUUAUGAUGGUAUGAACAAUCCGUCCAUGGGGCUUUAUUAAAACGUAUUCCAGAAGCUCUAUCUAUAAUUUUAAACCUAGUUGUGUAUACUUAGAUUUAAAGAAAGAAAUAAACAUUGAAUACCAAUUCUUUUUGCACACCGUUUUUUGUUUGGCACUUUUAUAAAAUUUGAUAUAACUUAUUUUUAUUGCAUUAAAAUAGAGUAGUUAUUAAUUUAAAAAAAAAAAAAGAAUAAUUAAGAUUACACUAUAUACAAAUUAAAUUUUGGUCCUUAAUUUAUUAUUAUGGUGCAAAAAAAGAAUCGGGUUACAUGUAUCGUUAUAUAUAAAUAUUAAUAUAUAUAAAUAGAAGGUGAUAGCUGAAUAUUGUAUCAGCUUAAGAAAUAUUUUAUAUAGAAAUAUUUGUACAAAGAAGUAUUAAACCUGAAAAAAAUACAUAAAGAAAGUUAUGUUAUAUUUCAGAGGUAUAUACUAAUACCAGAACGAAUUGUUACACAGCUAUUCAAAUUAAAUUUUAUAAAAGUAUUUAUGAAUCAGAAUUUAAAAACAGAAUUCUAUGGAAAGCUAAAAAUGGGGAGAAUACAAAAGUAAAAUGGAAUUAGAACUUCAUUAAAAUUAAAUAGAAGUCAAAUCAAUAUUAGCUUUAAUACAAAUUAGUACAAGAAAUUCAUUUUGUUAUAAAAUAACAAAAUAUGAUUUUCCACUCUAGUGUUUCUAUAAAAAUGAUAUGUAUAUACGUUUAUACAAAGUACCCAAUUUGUUUGCAAUCUAACGUGUAUAUUGCCUUUGAAAAUGAUACAAAAAGUACAUUUAAAUAGAGUUAUAUAUGCAACACAAAUUAUAUAUUUAAUAUUAUGUCAAAAUAAAAAUAAUAAGAUGCGACAGAUUAUGCAGUUAAAUUGGGUAUUCUGUAUAUAUUUUAUUUUAAACAAAUAUACCGAGAGAUGUACGCACGAAAACUGUUGUCAAUGGUUGUAAUUAUUUAAAAAUCGUUCCAUAAAUUGUGUAGUAUUUAAAACAAUCUAUUAUAUUAUUAUAACUAUUGUAUUAAUUAUCAACACAUAAGUUAUUUAUUGUUUCUUUGCAUUCCAAUGUGCUAAGUUUUAAAUACGUUCGGGUCUUGAUGAUGUUCUUUUAUUUAAAAAUUUUUUUCUUGUUCUAUUUUAUCUUUCAUCUACAGUAUUUCACAGUUUGGAAUACUAAAAUUUUUCAAACUAAUUAUUUUUGCUAUUAAAUAAAGCUCUAAUGAAUUAAAAUUGUCUAAAACUAAAGGAAAAAACAUUUAUUUCAAUAAUAUAUAUAAUUAAGGCAUCUUGUUUUAAUUAAAAUGAAACUAUUUUUAACGCUUUAAGGUAAACACAGACCAAUUAAGAAAUUAAUAAUUAAUAGUAGUUAAUUGUUAAUUAUAAAGUAAGUUGUAUGAAACAAAGAAAUUUAAAUUAACAUUGUCAAAGCACAAAUUUCUUUAACACCUUUAUAUAAAUACACCCCAUACAAAAAAAAAGUUAUAGAAGAUUUUUUUUUCUAGAUUUUCAUAUUUUAUAGAAAAAUUAUAGUAGGUCAUGAAAGAUAAUGUUUUUAGUAAUAUAACAAAAAUCAUAGUAAAAAUGAACUCAUUUUAAACAAAAGUAAUAUAAUAAAGAUAUGUAACAUAAAGUGUAUUUUUAAUUAAAUUACAUUUGCACUUAAUGUAAUCUAUGAUUUGUUUGAAAAAUUAUUCUGUCUUCAUUCGGUAUAAACUGUAUGUAUAAAAAGAGAAAUUAUUUCCGAGUUAACUUAAUAAAUUUUAAUAUUAAUUUUUUUUUA